AUGGAGAAGAUCCAGGAUAGCGAAGAGGUUCCAGCGCCAGCAAAGGAUAUAAAGCGUCAUCGCUUAGAGAAACCUCAAGAUCCUACCCCAGAUCCCAUCCAUCCACCGUGGCUUUGGUCAACUGAGGAGGUUGGCUACUUCUACCCAGACUACAACGCCGACACGGAACAUUUCAGAGUCAAAGGAUCAAAUCAAUCACACGCAACUGUUUUUUACAAUGCUGAAGCUUUUGUGAGCCACCUCCGUGGUCUUAUUGUUUUCCAACCGGCGCAGACUAUUCAAACCAAUAUUCACUUAUGUUUGCGCGACGACGCGCUCGACUGGUACAACACUGAACUCUCAGACGCCGAGAGAAAAGACCUCCGCGACCUUCCCAUGGAACACAAAAAUGGUUGGUUUAACCAGAUUCUCAACCGCUUCAGAAUAUCGCCUAUUAUGACCAGUUCGUAUCUAAGCUCCCACGUCUCUGGAAAAACCAUAUGUGCGAGUGCCCGCAACAUUGUGCGAUAUGCCAAAGCAGCUGGAAUUCACGAUACCCAUCGGCAUCUGUUGCAAAUUUGGGAAUAUCUGGAAAAUAAUCACCCCAAUCAUGCUCGUUGUCUUUUCCGGCCUUCUGAGGAUACAUCUUUGUCGGAGUUUAUGCGAAAGCUUUAUGUUGUGGAGCAGGAGGUCGUGAUUACAUCGGACGAUGACUCUGAUGAGAACUAUGAUGAAGAUGAAGAUCUUCAGGAACCACCAAUGGGCUUUCAAGGCUGCGACAAUUGUGACUGUAAGUGCUGCAAAAGGACGCGGUAUUGA
This is a messenger RNA of Penicillium malachiteum, 798 nucleotides long. RefSeq lists its product as uncharacterized. The record is from RefSeq and is a predicted model, not a curated record. The transcript has a single exon. NCBI's taxonomy places the organism in Eukaryota, Fungi, Ascomycota, Eurotiomycetes, Eurotiales, Aspergillaceae. Bases 1 to 798 code for a protein of 265 amino acids.